AUGCCAGUUCCAGAGAGAGAAAUCGGUGGGGCGGAAAGCAGAGAUGUCGGUGAUGCUUCAAUAGAUGAAGUGCCUUCAGGUGGUGCUAGAGCACCUGCAGUGGGUGGAGGCAAGGAUCUACUAGACUUGAACGACCUGCUUGAUGCUCCCGCGUCGCAGCCCUCUGGUCCAGCUCCUGUGGCACCCAGCGGUGGAGGUGGUGCAGGGGACCUUCUCGACCUUCUCGAUGGGGGUGCUGCUGCAGCCCCUGCGCCAGCUUCUGGCGGCGCUGGAGGAGGAGGAGAUCUUGGGCUCCUCGACAUCUUUGGGGCGGGCGGUGCAGAGCCUGCACCAGCACAGGCGCAGGACGCCGCUCCCAUGGUGGCCUACGAGAAAAACGGCUUGAAGGUCACCUUCUUCCCACGCAAGGAGGCCAACGGUUCCGUCACAGUAUUGGCCAAGUUUGCGAACUCGCUGAACGUGCCGAUGACCAACUUCAACUUCGAGGCAGCAGUGCCGAAGUACUGCACUCUGAAUAUACAGCCAGCCACAGGUCAAGUUCUACCGCCGCAGACCGACGAUUUGGUGACGCAGACCAUGAACUGCGUGAACUCCACCAAUGGCGAGAAAGGCUUGCUGAUGAAGCUAAGGAUCGGAUACGUAUGCAACGGCACCCCUGUGCAGGAGAUGGGUCAGGUAGGAGGCUUCCCUCCAGGCUACUGA
Molecule: messenger RNA, 702 nt
Organism: Symbiodinium pilosum
Lineage: Eukaryota; Dinophyceae; Suessiales; Symbiodiniaceae
Source: the annotation of a GenBank genome assembly